AGAACUUGAUAACCUUGAAGAAGAAGAUCGAAAGUGGAUGGCAUUACAAGAGGAAGAAAAUGUAGCAAGAAAGAAAGCACUGGAAGAAAAACGCAGACAAAUAGAACGUCUACAGACUGUUAAGAAGUUAAGUGUGGCAAAGGCACGGUUGCAAGUUUAUGAACAAGAAGCAAGCUCAGAUGAAGAAAUUGCAGAGUUACUUCAUAACCGAGGAGUUGAACGACAUCAAUCCUCAGGAGUUAAAAGAAGUUCCCAUGAGCAUCCACCCCAAGCAGACAGUGCCACAGUUCUUGCUGAAGCAAUAGCAGAGUCUAUUAAUGUGAGCCGUCUCCCGGUACCUGAACCUUCUGUUUUUACUGGAGACCCAUUAAGAUACAAGGAUUGGAAAAUGUCAUUUCAAACGCUAAUAGGCAGGAAAAACAUUCCAGUAAAUGAAAGAGUUUACUACCUUCGUAAAUACGUUGGUGGUUCAGCAAGAAAGGCCAUUGAAAGUUAUUUCCUGUUAGGAACAGAUGCAGCUUAUGAUUCAGCAUGGGUUAUCCUGGAAGAAAGAUUUGGAAGCUCAUUUGUGAUAGCUAAAGCUUUCAAGGAUAAGCUUGCAUCAUGGCCCAAAAUAGGACCCAGAGACAGUGUUGAACUGAGGGAUUUUUCAGACUUUCUCAGGGGCUGCCAGGCUGCAAUGUCCCAGAUUAAAGGUCUAGAUGUAUUGAACACCUGUGAUGAAAAUCAAAAACUUCUCACAAAGCUUCCUGAUUGGUUGGUAGCCAGUUGGAACAGAAAGGUGAUUGAGAUCGAAGAAACUUGUAAUGAUUUUCCUACAUUCAGUCAGUUUGUGGAGUUCAUCACAAA
This is a messenger RNA of Austrofundulus limnaeus, 849 nucleotides long. RefSeq lists its product as uncharacterized. Gene Ontology annotation, molecular function: zinc ion binding; nucleic acid binding. Lineage: Eukaryota; Metazoa; Chordata; Actinopteri; Cyprinodontiformes; Rivulidae. The record is from RefSeq and is a predicted model, not a curated record.